AUGUCGCCUUCGUACUACGCCGUGGGCUCUUGGGACGAUUGGACAGCGUUUCAUUUGCUCUGCUUCGACAAGGCCUCAAGAAACAAUUUUGAAAUUGAUGUCGCACCUAAUGCGGGGGGUCGCAGAUGGACGAUGCCAGUCCGGAGGGCACCCGGGGUAGAAGAGUUCCAGAUCGUGGAAGACAAAAGUUGGGCACGGCGUUACUUUCCAGUAGACGGAGGCCGAUCGAUUGCAGGGCCCGAAGAACGGCAUGGUGCCAAUUGGCGAGCUCAGAUACCCUGCCACUGCCGCGACCUGCAGGUCACCUGGGAUCCUGCAGGUCAACGCAACGUCAAGUGGCAGUUCAUGGACCACGCCGGAAGGCCUGUAGGACGUCCCGUGGACAGUCGUAAUUCCUCAACGGCAACAUUUUUCCUCAUUGGCUCCUGGAAUGACUGGCAGGAUUUUGUGGAGCUGCGGCCACGACCGCGGUCACGCAAAGAACCAUCAGUACUCAGUCUGUUGCGCGGGAUGCCACGCGGAGAAGAUGAACGCAGCGAUCAGAUACAUUGCGGCCGAAUUCCAAUUCACGGAGCGGGUACCGUGGAACUGCAGGUUGCGCAGGGACGUGAUUGGGAACAGCGCUUCUAUCCUGCCGAUACAUCCUCAAAUGCCCAAAUUCUCGGACCAUCACGCCCUCCGCAUGGCAUGAAUUGGCGAAUUCAUGUUCCUGACCGUUGCAGGUGGCUGAGUAUUACCUGGACCUUCGGCAGCAAGGAAAGCAGGAGUGCUCUUUCCUGGAAGUUCCUGGACCAAGAAGCUAGAGAGAUGGAUAUCUCGCAAGAACUCGACGCAUUACCUGCAAAACAAUUCCAUCCGGACGUCAAGGAGAUGCCAGCGACUGCGCUCCUCUGGCGAAUUUGCGGCGGCUCCGAAACAAACGGUGUCAUUGUUCGCAUGGGGCCCGCCAUCCACUCCCCUCAGGCAGAGACUCGCCUAUCCACCGGUUCCAUCGUCUGGGAACUCGAAUUGCGCGGAGCCCGCUUGCAUUUCCGCAAGCUGAGAGGCGAAGGUCCCACUGAGGGCUGGAUCAGCACCACUGUCAACCGGAAGGUACUCGCAGACCGCUGUGUACUGGAAGAACACCCCGUGCCUGGCAUCACAGAGAUGUGCCAGCGCAGCUUGAGCUGCAACACCCGGCACAUCAAGUCGGCAUUCUGCGACGUCAAUGACAUGGAGCUCUUCGAGGCCCUCUGGUCUGAGCUCGAUGUUUCGGGCAAGUACAGGCCGCCUGGUGGCAUGGCGUUCGUUGACAACCGAUACAGGACGGAAAUUGACUUGGAGCUUGUCGCGUCUGCUUUCAUCCUUCGGACGUUGAUCGCCACGUUGAAUGUGGAGAUGCUCAUGUGGUGGGCGAACGUCUAUGAGGAUGGUUCCAGCGGCUGCGAUUUUCAUCGCGACUGUCAUCUUCGGCACAAUGUGAAUGUGACAGUCAGUGCCUCUUUUGGUGCAGCGCGAGAGCUGGUCUUCCGCCUGGAGGAGGGAGAGACCGAGAUCCCCUUCCUUCAAGCAAAUGGCGACAUCAUGGCAUUCAACGACUGGGUGGAUGACCACUUUCUGCACCGAGUGUACCCGCAGAGGGAGGCUACAGGCCCUCGCAUUUCCAUCAUCCUGAUGGGGCGAACCAGCAUCUUUGCAGAUCAGACGGACACGCUGGUCAUCAAGCAGCACCAUGAGCUUCUGCAACAAAGCUGCCGGCGCAUUGUCCGAGAUUCGCUGCCUGCAGUACUUCAGCGUGAGGCAAGGCUGCAGGAGCACAAGGAACAUCUUGAAGCGCGGCUAGCAGAGAGACGAGCAGCCACCAGUCUGAACCCGCUCAGUGCUCACACGAGCAUUUGCUCCAGAGACACCAUCAGGCUGGAAAAGGAGCUGCAACACACUUCCGGAAAGCUGCAGGCGCUCCGCGGGCUG
Symbiodinium natans is the source of this 1950-nucleotide messenger RNA. The record is from the annotation of a GenBank genome assembly. NCBI's taxonomy places the organism in Eukaryota, Dinophyceae, Suessiales, Symbiodiniaceae.